AUGACGGCGGCGACGCUCGAGCUCGAGCUCGGCUCGGUCGAGGAGACGGAGCUGCUGGGUGCUCAGCUCGCUGAGGUCGUGGAGCGCGGCGACGUCAUCUUCCUCUCGGGCGAGCUCGGCGCCGGCAAGACGUCGCUCUCGCGCGGCUUCCUGCGCCGCUUCUUUGCCGACCCGGAGCUGGAG
This is a messenger RNA of Emiliania huxleyi CCMP1516, 183 nucleotides long. RefSeq lists its product as hypothetical. The annotation marks the transcript as partial. Gene Ontology annotation, biological process: tRNA threonylcarbamoyladenosine modification. The transcript has a single exon. NCBI's taxonomy places the organism in Eukaryota, Haptophyta, Isochrysidales, Noelaerhabdaceae. The record is from RefSeq and is a predicted model, not a curated record.